This is a messenger RNA of Aspergillus lentulus, 366 nucleotides long. Lineage: Eukaryota; Fungi; Ascomycota; Eurotiomycetes; Eurotiales; Aspergillaceae. The record is from RefSeq and is a predicted model, not a curated record.
AUGCUUUCUAGCUGGGUUAGAUGCCUUGGGGCUCUGCUCCUCCUGGCCUCCGUCGCUCAGGCGCAAUUCCAGUUCUUCGAGCACAUGUUUGGUGGUCAUCAAGAACACCAUCAACAGAACACACAAAAUUCUGCCAGCGAUAGUGGAAGAUACCAACAGCUAUGGGAAGGAACCAACUGCAACAAAUACCUCUGUCCGGGGACCCUCGCAUGCGUUGACUUUCCUCAUCAUUGUCCAUGUGCGCAUCCAAGUGUCGAAGAUAAAGUUGAAUUGGGCGAAGGAAGUGCUGUCUGCAUCUCGAAAGGAGGCUACAAGCCUGGGGAGGCGGCGCGGAAGAUUGAGUUGGCUCGGAAAGGUUUAUUGUAA